AGCGUUUAAAUACGGGCUGUUCCAUUGUCCGUCAGUGCAGGGGAGAUUUAUGAAUUAAGUUCUUUUUUAUUAUUAUAUAUAACGUAAGGAGGAGCUAGUUGCAGUGAUACAUUUUUAAAUAUCCUUCAUGAAUUUCAAAAUUUCACUCCAUAAGUUAAUAAAAGUCUCCCUUCCUACAAUAUUUACAACAUAUACGUCAACCCAGAACGUCACAUGGGACGUUCCAAGUGCGCCAAAGCGACAGUGACGGAGCAGUGGCGGUCAGUUGCGGCGGACCUGUGCUGUUUGAAUUUGAGCGCUGGGAAUCCUCAUAAACGGACAACGACAUGGAAGACGAUGGAAGUGCUUUUUCGGGGAUGGAUACCACAACAGUUGCAGUACUGAAAGCUGCUAAUGUCAGCACAGACAUGCUUUCCAGUCUCUCCAAGGAGGACUUGCGAGACCUCUUUCCAGGGCCUGAGCACUUUAUCCGAAGGAUGGCCAUUUGGAGGACCAUACAUGGUGGAAAUGAGUAUGAACAAUUAGCCUACAACAACCAGCCUCACCCAGGCACCUCUGGAUGUGAUGCCACCUCUAUUCCCACUACCCCAACCCCAUCCACCCCUCCAUCCAUCCCCGCACCAGGAGACAGUGCCAGCAGAACUGUACAGCUUGUAUGUCCACAGUUUGUUGUUUACACAGACACAGAGUUGGAGCAGUCGAGAACCGCCUAUUUUGAAAAGCAACGUGCUGGACAAGAAGGCGACUAUACACUCUCCAAAGAGCUUCGCUGCCGCUUAAUAAGGAAUACAGUAACAAGCAUGCUUGCCAUUAAGACAGCUGCUGAGGAUGACUUCCAAUAUCCAUGCUGCAGAGAGCUAUCUGCGAUGGCUAAGCGUCUCAUUGAGUACUACCCGAUGCUGCGGGACAGAACUGCAGCCAGUGGAGAUGAGUGGAAAUCUGUCAAGAAGCAGCUUUUGAAAAGGGUCCAGAACGUGACACCCCCAAAAAAGAGACAGGGAGCAACUCCCUCAAGAAAGAGGCAACGAGCCAUCAUCAAUGAGAGCAGCAGCAAGGAGUCAUCCACUGAUGACAGUGGGUCCACUGCUUCAACUUUGAUCUUGGAAAGAUCACCACAGUCUGGAGGCAGUUCCCCAGAGGCUGAACAGUUGGAUGUACCAGCUUCAGGUUCUGGUCCUGGUGGUUCAUCUGGAAAGAGGAGACAGAGAGAGGACACUCCUGUUGACUUAACACUUCAGACUAAUUCAUCUGAAAGGCCUGAAACUUCUGACAGCCUUCAGAACCAGGCCAGACACUACGGAGUUCUGCAGGAGCUGUACAAAUCCAGGCCCAGACCCAACAAGAAGGAUGUUGCCCAACUGUUGGACCUGGAAUACCAAGCAAGACGGGCUUACAUCAACUCUGAUGUGAUGAGGGAACAGGACAAACCGACCAAGAUACUUCAAGCAUAUCCCUGCUUCAGAGAAGUGGAUCAUAUAAUGGAUGAACUGCAGCGGAUCCUCGAUCAAGGAAACUCUCACUUCAUACCUGAUCUGAAGAAGCGCUGGGGGACCUUUUGUACGAAGAUCCAGUUUUGUGGAGUUUUCAAAAAAGUCAUGAGACCUCCAGUGGCGGAUGAAGUUAAGCAAGCCAUUGCCACAAUGAAAGCUUUGCCUGACAUCUUUCCAUCACCUUUUGCUCCACCCAAGAAGUUAGGGCAUGCGAGUGAGGCUAUGCUUCACAUCCUCAAGUCUGCAGAAGACGCCAACACCUUUCUUCAAACCAGACCACUCUCCAGCCCUGUGGUGAUUGUCACUGAGACCAACUGCAUUCUGGCCAUCGGUACCAUUCCUGUGCUGACCUUCCCAAAGGAGGACAUCUCUGACAGUGUGAUGUACAUCAUGGCAUGCUACUACACCUUUCACCUCACAUACCCAAAGUGCUUGGCCACACUCCUGUCUGUACUCCAGACUGAAGUCCUCAUGGAUGCCAUUCAUGACAAAGACAUGACGUCUUCAUACAAAAAAGCCAUGGCUGAGUGGAGGAAGUUCAUCACUGAGUAGGCUUGUACACUGAGCUCCAGUUCCAGGAAAAGUUUUGUGGUUUGUUUAGUGCGAGAGCAAGGCACUUUCUCGUGUCAAAUGUUUAUUUUAGUUUAUUAUUCAGUUUACACAUCU
Salarias fasciatus (jewelled blenny) is the source of this 2156-nucleotide messenger RNA. RefSeq lists its product as uncharacterized. Bases 327 to 2042 code for a protein of 571 amino acids. Lineage: Eukaryota; Metazoa; Chordata; Actinopteri; Blenniiformes; Blenniidae. The record is from RefSeq and is a predicted model, not a curated record. The transcript is spliced from 9 exons.